AUGGGACAGGUCCGAUUGGUUGCCUUGGAGAUUAUUGAAGAUGCAAUAAAAGUCAAGGAGAUUGCAAACACAAUAAAGGGUGAUAUGGAGAUGAUUAUACACUUUUUGAACGAACCAGACCCAACAAUUAAAAAGAGAGCGGCUUUAAUACUCUGCGGUUUAUGUGAUUCCACAAACUGGGAUAUUGUGGUGCCAGAACUAGUCUCUACUCUGAGAUAUUCCGAGAUUUUUGUACAAGAGUACAUUGUACCCCUUGCAUGUAAGACGAUUGAUAACAUUCUUCCAAAGAAUGCGCUCUACAUUGAUCUAAUUUUCAAGAUUAUAAUAUACACGCCUCUCUUGCCAAAUGACUUUGUCUGCAUCCUUUUGCUUUCCGCACUGGAAAAGGAGAAUUCUCCAAAAUUCAGGGAGCAAGUGGUCGGCAAGUGCAUCGGUUAUCUCAUGGAUGCUGAUGUGGAAAUGAGUGAGAGUCUCCUAAGGACAUGCGCAUAUGUUUUGGGAGACUAUGGCCAUCUUUCUACCGAAUACACUCUGAAACAGCAGGUAAACUUUCUCGACAAGUACUUCCCGAUCGCUUCUUCCGAAUGCAAGGGUGUAAUGAUCACGAGUUACGGCAAGAUGAUUUCAUAUGAUAAUUCCCUACUCGGAGUUGUAGAGCCGAUAUUAGAGCUCUACGUGACAUCUACGGAUGUAAACUUGCAAAAUAGGGUCUGUGAAAUGUUAAAGCUAUUGAGAUUGGAUACUAGACUCUUUAGCAAAGUUUUUAGGCAUAAUAUACUUCCAAAGUACGAGAGGGAGAGUUUGAGCCCAAAACAAGUCUCACGUUCCGGUACACUAGAAGCUCCCAGAGAUCAUGAUUUGGAUAGAAGACCAAGCGGAACUGACUCGCGACAAAAGACAAUAUCCAGACAUAGUACACAUGGAUUAGAACAUAGGACUAGCGCUAUGCGCAGGGAGUCUGCACAUGGUCCUGAUGUACCCAGACGCAAUACGGCAGAGCCACAUGGUCAUUCCGAAGCAAGGGGAGAUGCUUCCCGCAUGGAUUCGCUUCGUACAGAUUCACUCCCUAGAGAGUCAUCCAGAGCAGGACCAAGACAUGCUCCUUACGGCGCAAGCACAACACCCGCAAUAACCUUGGCACCGUCCAUCAUCUUCUCAAAUCAUCACUGUAAAGUAAUCGUCGAACAGGCAUACAAGAACCAACAGGCAAAGCUAUUGGUUAGGAUAGAAAACACCUCUGGAUCUCCCAUUCAAAUUCACAAGGGAGCUCUAAAAUGCCCAGUUGAACUUUCUGGAAUGUUGCACAAUGCAAUAGAAGGUCCACUUAGUACUGGAGCUCAUGUUGGUCACAGACUCUCGUUUGUGCUCGUAAAUGACGUUGCUGUGCAACCACAGUAUACGUUGGAAUAUUCAUCCAUGGACGGACCAGCCAGGAUUACAUUUGAACUCCCAGUCAUGAUACACAAAUUUAUGAAGCCUUAUAAGCUGGAAGCUCCAGGGUUUACUGCCCUAUGGAAUAAACUCCAGGGAAAAACUGCUACAUUUGGAUAUAGUGGAAGACUCGAAACCCUAGCCAAGGGAAUCCAAGAUGGACUAAAUCUUUUUUGUGUACAGAAUAAGCCGGAUAGUGAACUAAAAACUUACACAUAUGGCCCUAAUGGCAACAAAGAUGUCCAGCUAGUGAGAACUGAAGAUCCUCCAAACUCUGGCUUUUAUAGGUUCAAGCAUACUUCGGCUACUGGAAAACCUUUUACUGUUGAUAAGGUUCAGUAUGGAGAAAAUGGUCAGACUGUUGAUGCAGGUGUAAACAACACUGAAAUUAGGCAUCUAUCAGUUUGGUACUGGAAAGAAGAUGGUUACCUGAGAAAGCCUCUUCUUAUAGAAGUAUGGAAAGAAAGUAGAGACUAUAUCUAUAGGUAUAACAAGGGAGGUGGUGGAUUUGGUUGGAAUGAACUUUCUGGAAAUCCUCGAGCAAGACCCCUUCAAGAUAAUGAUCUGGAGGCAAAACUUGAUCACCUUAACUGUAAUCUCAACCAGGCAGUUACAAUUACUCUGACUUUUGAGCAUUCUAGCCAUCUUUCUUAUGGUGCAUCAAAAGGUAAGAACAACUACUGCUGCGACUACCAUAAUCCUGGGGGUGAUGGUCGAGGAAAUAUCUCUGUUACCAAGGGGAUCGUUCCAGUUGCACCUAGAGUUGAAUACUACGAACACUCCAUUUCUGACGGCGGAUUGAAACUUGCAAAGAUUAAGUAUCAUAUUACCAAUGGUGAUGGACGAUGGAGGCGUAUAAAGUCUGAUAAUCUUGGUCUUCCUAUACAAGGCUAUGUUAGUAUCUACGUGUUUUAUUGUAGCAACAAUCCAGAGCUCAUUUACGUUGAUGGAAAUGGAAUUAACGGAACAAAUAGAUGGUACCAUAAGCCCACUGAUAGUAGUAGUAUUAGUGGAGAUGAACAGUGGACAGAAGUAAAUGACCUCAGUGGUAUAACACCAGAAAACAUUACAGACUGUACCAACUUUAACAAACUUAAAAAUGUACUGAGUUGUGCAAAAAAUGCAACAUGUACUCAUUCUCCUCAACCCUCACCUCAAGCUGCUAGUUCUGUUACUAGUCUAUCUACUGCUACUCCUUCUAGUGGUGGUCCUACUCAACAAGAUCUUAAUGGACCUGGUAAUAAUGCUGCUGGUCAAGAUGGUAGUGAAGUAGUUCCUAUUGUGGGAAGCAUACUUGGUACAUUACUCGGAGGAACACUUUAUGGAGCUAGUGAACUUGUUAACGAUGCAAAAACAUGGGGAAACUUGAUAGAGCUUGUGGUAAAAGGAUCAGGUAUAGCUGGUAUAGAGGCUAUAAAUGCAGAUCUUGAAGCUAUACCAAAGUCUGCUGACUCUAAAUCUGUCUCUGAUCCUCCUCAAGGCCUUAUAGAUGCUGGUAAAGCUGGUGCUUCUAGUCCACCUGGUAGUAAAGUUGGUGGACCUGAAGAAUCUCCUAUUGAAACUACUACUCCUGCUUCUCAACCUGUUAUUGCUGAACCUACUACUACACCUGCUGCUCUUUCUGGACUACCUCUCUUGCUCCUACUCAUUCUGCUAAACCAUCUGAAUCUCUUACUCAAGAUUCUCCUCCAAGCCCUUCUAAUUCUACUCAAGAUGAAUCAGAUUCUACUACUACUGUUCCAUCUCCUGAAGAACCUACUUCUAAUGAUGACAACUCUUCUAAAUGGAUUAAGGCUGGAAUUGCCGCUGUUGGUGACCCUACUAAUACUGUAG
Theileria equi strain WA is the source of this 3264-nucleotide messenger RNA. RefSeq lists its product as hypothetical. The transcript is spliced from 2 exons. Gene Ontology annotation, cellular component: AP-2 adaptor complex; membrane coat. Gene Ontology annotation, molecular function: clathrin-cargo adaptor activity. The record is from RefSeq and is a predicted model, not a curated record. Gene Ontology annotation, biological process: clathrin-dependent endocytosis; intracellular protein transport. The coding region runs from base 1 to 3264 and encodes 1087 amino acids. NCBI's taxonomy places the organism in Eukaryota, Apicomplexa, Aconoidasida, Piroplasmida, Theileriidae.